UUCCACGUUACCUUCUGAUUCUUCUUCUUCGUCUUCUCGGUCUUCUUCUCCCAGUAGUCAAAGAAAAAGCUCGGCUUUUCCUUCCAGCUUUCUAGAAAUCCUGCUCUUCUGCGAAGUAGGGGAAUGUUCUCGUUCAGAAUAUUUGUCAAUGAUGAUAUUUCUCUCACUGCUUCAUCGUCGGGGAAAAAAAUUGACAAAAAAAUUGAUAUCGACGAUAAAAACGCGCGGCUUUUCCUUCCCGCGUUUCGCUGAUCCCUUAUUCCCGAAGCUUCUUUUGUUUUUAUUAGGGGUUUUACAGCACCUAUAAAGCCGCCUAAUAAAUCUCAAGUUAAAUGCCGAAAGAUUUCAGAGGCAGCGGUGAUUGAUUUCCAUUCGGUUGGAGUGGAUACGAUUGAUUUAUGUGGAUAAGCUGGUGCAGAUUUGGGAGCUCGAUUUUAAGGAAUGGAAGGUUCUCAUGGAGGUUCGAGUUCUCCAGCUCCUUUUCUCACCAAGACUUAUGACAUGUUGGAUGAUCCAUCUACGAAUUCCAUCGUUUCAUGGAGCACAUCAGGUUGCAGCUUCAUCGUUUGGAAUCCUUUGGAUUUUGCUAGGGAUUUGCUCCCCACAUACUUUAAGCACAAUAACUUCUCCAGUUUCAUUCGGCAGCUGAACACCUAUGGCUUCAGAAAAAUAGAUCCCGAACGAUGGGAAUUUGCAAAUGACGAAUUUAUAAGAGGGCAAAAACAUCUCUUAAAAAAUAUUCACAGACGCAAGCCGGUACAUAGCCAUUCAACACCUCCCCUGGGAACCAAUUUUUCCAUGCCACUAGCAGAAUCAGAAAGACAGGAUCUUAAGGAUGAGAUUGGGAGGCUGGAGCAUGAUAAAAGCACUCUAAUUAUAGAGCUUCAGAAGCACACACAGAAUCAGCAGGGCAUGGAUCUACAGAUGAAGGAUUUAGAGGAAAGAUUGCAAGUCAUGGCGUUUCGACAAAGAAAUCUCGUCUCUUUCCUGGACCAAGUUAUACAGAGGCCUGGGUUUCUCUCUACUCUCAUCCAGCAAUCUGAUAUCCACACCAAGAAGAGAAGAUUGCCCAAGCAUGAUUAUUUAAUGGAUGAAAAGAAUAAUUCUUUCCUUGGUUUGACCAGGGAGAGGCUUGAUGGUUCAUUCACCUCUUUAUUGGACAUUGAACCAUUUGAAAAGAUGGAAUCUUCCUUAAAUUCCUUAGAAACUUUCUUUCAAGAAGUAGGACAGGCUUCGGGUGAAGAUGCGUUCUUCGAGGAGCGACCGCCUUGCUUAACUUCUGCUGUUGCUGCUACAGAUAUGCAUGCUUCUUCAGGAGAAACUGAUAUUGAUAGGCAUUCAGGUCCAUCUUCAAGUUGUCCUGAAGACAUCAAUUUAUAUCCAGAUUCUCCUAGUCAAGCACAAAGCCCAAUCAUUCCUGUAGUAGAUUUUCCUUCACUUCAAACUGGUAUGAAGGGCAAGGUGUCUGAUAUCGAUAUGAACGCCGAGCCUGCAGCUCAUUCAAGAGAUCAAGGGAUUGAGAUUCCGGCUACUACAAUGGCUUCAGGAGUUAAUGAUACAUUCUGGGAGCAGUUCCUUACUGAGAAUCCUUGUUACUCUGAUGCACAGGAAUCCCAAUCAGAAAAAAGUGAUGUAGAUGAUGGUAGAAGAGCUGAGGAAACCAUGAAAGAGCAAGGAAGUUCAUGGUGGAAUAGGAAGAGUGUUGAUAAUUUAACAGAAAGAAUGGGGAAUCUUUCCUCAACUGAGAGAACUGAUAGCUGAGUUAUGCUGUUUUGCUGUGAAAUAUGUUCAUUAUAAGAUAGGAAAGUGUAGUUGCUCUUUUUUGAUGUUUUUGCUUGCAAAUUUUGGUGGUCGACAGAUCUGUAUUUGUAUGUUAACUUACAGUAGAAUGUCAUUUUAGCCUUUUUACUAA
Messenger RNA from Dendrobium catenatum, 1912 nucleotides. Its product is annotated as heat stress transcription factor A-4b. The transcript is spliced from 2 exons. NCBI's taxonomy places the organism in Eukaryota, Viridiplantae, Streptophyta, Magnoliopsida, Asparagales, Orchidaceae. Gene Ontology annotation, molecular function: DNA-binding transcription factor activity; RNA polymerase II cis-regulatory region sequence-specific DNA binding. Bases 442 to 1761 code for a protein of 439 amino acids. Gene Ontology annotation, biological process: regulation of transcription by RNA polymerase II. The record is from RefSeq and is a predicted model, not a curated record. Gene Ontology annotation, cellular component: nucleus.